Messenger RNA from Aspergillus clavatus NRRL 1, 3165 nucleotides. RefSeq lists its product as uncharacterized. The record is from RefSeq and is a predicted model, not a curated record. The transcript is spliced from 3 exons. The coding region runs from base 1 to 3165 and encodes 1054 amino acids. NCBI's taxonomy places the organism in Eukaryota, Fungi, Ascomycota, Eurotiomycetes, Eurotiales, Aspergillaceae.
AUGAAGCUUUCUCGAAUUGCUCUGCUGGCACUCUCGGCAGCUCCCACGCUGCAUGCCUUGGAUUCGAGGGCUUUGAUGGGGUUGACAGCGAGUGCGCCAGGAACAGUCACCCCGACGGCGACCAGCGACAAUCCAGUCGCGACACAUACCGGAGGAGAGGUGACCAUUUUAUCCAGUCCACCACACGAUAUCACGGCUCCGGAGCCUCUAAUAACUGCAGGACCACUGGACCCGACACCAACGUCCACGCGGACGUGGACUGUCACGGUAUGUCCAGAUUGUGCUCCCACGGAUUAUCCCACCAUUGCAGACCUUCCUGGCAUUGUUCCCUAUGCCAUGAAGAUUCCUGGGGUGGCGGAUAUCACCAUUACGAUCACAACGACGUCGACAAUCACAUCGUGUACUUGCAGCGAUACCCCUACUAGUCAUCCGGCGCCUCCGACUUUGACAACCACGACAACCACGACAACCACUCCUACUCCUACAUCUAGUACUACUAUUUUGACUACUACGUCGGCUAGUACUUCGAGUACUACUUCGAGAACGACGACUCCUACUCCUCCGAGCACGACGAUGACUACUUCGACAACUACUUCGAGGACGACGACUCCCACUCCUACGAGCACGAUUGCCUCUGCUUCUACUACUACUUCAACUAGUACUUCGACUUCUACUUCGACUACUACUUCGAGCAUGACCACUUCAACCACCACUACCCCGCCUGGUGCAGUUGUGACCAUCACGGUGACCACCACUAACCCGGGGCCGACAAUCACCAACACAGUCACGGCGCCUGGAGGCACAGUCACAAUCACCCAGGGAACAACCGGCACAGUCACUGUCACGACGACCGAGAUACCACCACCGGUUACAGUGACUGCCAGCCCUGGAUAUGGGGUCACUCAAACUAUCACCGCAACCUCGACUGAAACCCACAUUUCAACCAUCACCAAUCCUGUUGUGACGGUGACGGAUACUACGACCGUGACUCAGGACCGAACGCAGACCAUGGCAGCUCCCCCCUCGACGAUCACGAAUAUUUCGACGGUAACAGAGACGGCGACGACAUCAGUGACACUUCCCGGCAUGACCACAACGGACACGACAACGUUGACCGCAAUCAACACGGUGAUCUCGACCAUCACGAAUGCUGGACAAACCACAACAGCCACAGAGACAGUGAUACCGACACAGACAACCACCGCGACGGUCACCAAUCCCGGAGCCACAGUGACGAAUCCUGGAGUCACAGUGACAGACGUCGCGACAUCGACGGAGACCUUGACCUCGACAAUCACGAACCCUGUGGUGACGAUCACAGAGAGUACCACGCAGACUGAAACAAUCAUCCUGCCUGGCACGACAGUGUUCAGCUCGGAAACUAUCACCCUCCCCGGCGGCACUAUCACAAAUGUCCAGACAUUGACGAUUUCCGGGACUACAUUGACCACGACUGAGGUGAUGACCCUCCCUCCAACGACGAUCACGAACAUCCAAACAGCCCCAGGGGUCACCCUCCCAGGAGCUACAGUGGUCACGACACUCACUGAGCCGCCACGAACAGUAACUAUAUCGGGAUCCGUGGUCACCCUACCAGGAUCGACCAUCAUCCAGACUACUACUCUCCCUCCCGGUCCUCCGGCGACCGUCUCCGUGACCAUUAUCCGCAGUACGACCAUUCAUGACACCGUUACCCUGCCAGGAUCCAACACAACUGUCACCGUCACUGCUCCAGCGACCACCAUCGGUACCACGGCAACCCUCCCAGCCAGCAAGACAACCCUCUCAAUCUGUCCCACGCUCAUCGUCAACCCGACGUACACUCCCUUGGUACCAGUUCCCCGCAACUACACCUGGGGUUGUCCGCCAGGCUACCUUUGCAAGCCCAAGCACACCGGCGCCGACGCAGGGUGCAACAUCGAGGCCAAUCUGCCGGCGGAAAGCUACCUCUGCAGUCCUGAGGAGUGCAUCAAGAGCCCGCCCAGGAUCCACGACCAGUUCUGGGGCGACCCCGUGGAUUCCAACGAGAUUCGCUCCACCUACAACGUCUCCCGCGACUACUUCAACCUCAACCCGGAGAUCUUCGGACUGAGCUACGACAUCUUCCGCUUCCCGGACCUGCAGCCGGGCCAGGACCAUUACUACAAACGGUCCCUCCGGCGGUCCGCAGGAAGGCUACACUAUCGGGAUGUGAUAGGCGCCAAGCCAAUCCCUGGGCAGUGCUACCCUAUAUGCAACGAUGCGGCGCUGGAGGUCGAACAGACCGGCAAGGACCCGAACAUCUGCAAGGACGGCUCAGCGUUCAAGGUCACGCUGGCAAGCUGCAAGGCGUGCAUCGACCUCCAUCAGACACCCUACUCUGGAUCCUUUGACGACCUUCUGCCGGAAUUCCAGCAGUUCCUGAAUUUUUGCGUCGGGCUAGGGUCCGGGACGACCACGGCCGCGGCGCAGACCGUGCCUUCGUCCACGACGGUUCAAGUGUCAACGCCAGUGACGUCGCAGACAGCGACUGUGACUGACUCGUCUACAACGGUUCAGGUGUCAACGCCAGUGACGUCGCAGAGAGUGACUGUGACUGUGACUGACUCGUCUACGACGAGCACUAGUGAAAGCGACGAUGAGAAUACCAGCACGACUUCGGCGGAUGCCUUUACUAGGUCGCCUGCGGCAACUGUACUCACCACUAAGAGCGAUGACGACGAAUCGACCAUACCAGGGACAACUACUCCCACACAAUCUGCCUCGCAGUCCGAGCCAACCACCACUAUCGCGUCUGCGACGUCCGUCUCUACCACGAGCGGGCAGUCUAUCAGCCCAAGCAAGACUUCGUCUCCAUUCGCGACCAGCGAGUCAGCCACCGGCCACAGCGAAACGACCCGUACGACUCCCACUGGCAGCGCAACCUCAAGCUCUUCAUCCGCGCCUACCGUUGAAGUCGACCCAGCUACAAAUGAACUUUCCACCAGCAACGGUAGAAAUACCAGUGCCGCAACGGAGGGAGCCAGUACAGCAGGAGCAACGGGUACGCAAGGAGGAAAUGGUACACCGACCCUGAGCACGUCGACCACACCGUCUCUCUUCACUGGUGGCGUUGCCGCGAUGAGCGUGCCAUCCCACUGGGGGAUUGCUGCUGUGGUGUUUGGUCUUGUCGGUCUGCAACUAUAA